Molecule: messenger RNA, 687 nt
Organism: Gongylonema pulchrum
Lineage: Eukaryota; Metazoa; Nematoda; Chromadorea; Rhabditida; Gongylonematidae
Source: the annotation of a GenBank genome assembly
AUGAACGUUCGUCUGGUGACUGCAUGGGUACUGACUGCAUGUUGCGCACUAACGGUCGGUGCGGAUCUGCCAAGCUGUGAUCGGGCUAGAUGCCACCACUGUCGAGUACCAUUCAUCGCCAAAAUGUGCCCAGAAACCUGUGAGCCGUGCCCGAAGGAGAAAUUUUUGCUGGACAACGAACUUCCGGCAAAGAAAACUCCGGAUGGAACGACGAAAGACUUCAGGCAACAACAAAAGAAAUUUCCUCGCAAGCCUCAUGAACCACGCACAGCACUAGGCUUCGUAAGGACGAACAUACUGAACGCCUCACCAACUGCAUUCCCACAAUCGCAGCGGCCACAUGCGAAAGCUGUUAACACACAACAAGUAAUACCACAGCAGCUGCCGCAGAAACCAUCAUACGCCGCACGGUACAAUUCGGUACCUUCGCUGGCAGCUCACGGACCAAACGAUCCUUAUACGUACCAGUACCUACCACAGCAAUCAAAUCAAGUGGCUGCGCCAGGACCGCAAUUACCAGCCCUACCACCUCCUCCUCUACCGCCACCACCUCCACAACAACAAGCACAGUAUGCUACCUCAAUUCCGACAUUCCCAACGUUCCCGACGUUCACAAUCCAGCCAUUUCUGCCAUUUACAUUCCCCACUGUAAGCUACUUGUUUUUUAAUAAAAGCCUAGAUUUAUAA